This is a messenger RNA of Postia placenta MAD-698-R-SB12, 1288 nucleotides long. RefSeq lists its product as hypothetical. Gene Ontology annotation, molecular function: oxidoreductase activity, acting on NAD(P)H. The transcript is spliced from 5 exons. The record is from RefSeq and is a predicted model, not a curated record. Lineage: Eukaryota; Fungi; Basidiomycota; Agaricomycetes; Polyporales; Adustoporiaceae. The coding region runs from base 1 to 1050 and encodes 349 amino acids.
AUGCCGACACAGAAAGGCCUCAUCCUCCCUUCCAAGCAGGGUGCCUUCCGCGUAGACACCAUCCCGAUCCCAAAACCCGGAUCUGGCGAGAUUCUCAUCAAGGUCGCUGCUACGGCGCUGAAUCCGGUCGACUGGAAGAUUCAAGCAUACGGCGCUAUCAUCACACAUUACCCCGCGAUCCUUGGUAGUGAUAUCGCCGGCACCGUCGAGGCGCUGGGGCCAGGUGUUACAGGGUUUGCGAGCGGCGAUCGAGUGAUUACGCAGGGAAUGUUGAAUGUCAACGAGCAUGCAAGCUUUCAACAAUAUACACUCGGAUAUGCAGACGUGACUACUCAAAUCCCGGACGACGUAUCCUUCGAAGAAGCGGCGACAAUCCCCCUCGCACUCGCGACAGCGGCGCUAGGGCUGUUCAACAAGCACACUCCAGAAAAGAGUGCUGGACUAGUCCCCCCGUGGACAGAGGACGGACGCGGUCUAUAUGAGGAUGAGCCAUUGAUGGUUUUUGGCGGCUCCAGCUCCGUGGGCCAAUAUGUUAUUCAGCUCGCCGUGCUCGCAGGGUUCUCACCCAUAAUCGCGACGGCCUCACCGCAAAAUGCAGACUACUUACUCGAGCUCGGGGCCACCCAUGUGAUCGACCGCCACCUUUCUGCAGAUGAGACUCUCGAAGAAGUAUCGGCGAUCACCACAGCACCGAUCGAGACUAUUUACGACGCCGUAGCCAUCCCGGAGACGCAGAAUCUAGCAUACGACCUUCUCGCUCCAGGGGGGUGUCUCGUUCUGGUGCUUGGGGACGCUAUUGACAAGAAAAAGAAAAGAUCCGAUAAGCGUGUCGUGCAGGUAAGCGGAAAUACGAACACACCAGAUGCAAAUCGGAGGCUCGGAAGAAGCCUCUAUUCCGAGCUCACUGUGUUGCUGGAAGAUGGCGAUAUCCAGGGAAAUCUCGUCGAAGUAUUGCCAGAUGGUUUGGAGGGCAUCAUUGGAGGCUUGGCGAGACUCAGGCAAGGUGUUAGCAAUGUCAAGCUUGUCGCCCAUCCCCAGGAGACGGAAUGAAUGGGGCGUAUGUGAGUGACAAGCUAACGAAGAUCUGUGGGUGGACAUCGCUGGGCGUCACGACAUUUCUUCUUCAUAUGGUACAUCGGAGAUAGCGUAUUUGGAUAGUUGGGAUUUGCUUGAGAUGCCGUGACAGCUCGUUCUAACCUUCUCCCGCUAUCUUUUUUGGUCCUAGUCUUGGGCUGUUUGCCAUCGUCUUCAUGUAUUAACUUUGACUGUUCGCCGUCGUCUCCUGUCA